Molecule: messenger RNA, 291 nt
Organism: Penicillium canariense
Lineage: Eukaryota; Fungi; Ascomycota; Eurotiomycetes; Eurotiales; Aspergillaceae
Exons: 1
Coding region: 1-291 (96 amino acids)
Source: RefSeq, a predicted model, not a curated record
AUGCUCGAAUCAACCAUUUCCUCAGGGGGAAGCAUGCCAUCACGAGUCCAAUAUGAUGGACACCCACCUCCACCUUGGCUGCCGAAGGCCAUCUUCCUCUCGUCUCGCGAUGGAUUCGACUACCCAUUUCCGCCAAGGUCCCUGUCACCCCGUCCGCCCGAGCGCACUGGCAACACGCAUGAGGGCGGCCAGAUGAUUCAGAUACCAUCCGGUUCCGGCUGGAUCUGCGAUACGGGAAAGGAGGCUCGCUGGAUCAGUGAUGAGGCAUCCGGGAAGCGCGAGGGGUGUUGA